Molecule: messenger RNA, 993 nt
Organism: Rotaria sp. Silwood2
Lineage: Eukaryota; Metazoa; Rotifera; Eurotatoria; Philodinida; Philodinidae
Source: the annotation of a GenBank genome assembly
AUGUCUACACAAAGUUUUCCAACACUGAUUGAUGUUUCACAACGAAUAACUAUAUAUGUAGGUUCAACUAUAUUCAUUUUUGGUAUCAUCGGCGGUUUGCUCAAUAUCAUUGUAUUUCUUAGUCUACGAACUUUUCGUGAAAAUUCCUGUGCAUUUUAUUUAAUUGUGAUGUCAUUUGUUAAUAUUGGUAAUUUACUUACAGGUUUACUUUCUCGAAUUCUUAUCAGUGGAUUUCAACUUGAUUGGACAUUGAUUUCAUCUUUCUAUUGUAAAUUCAGAUGGUAUGGUCUUCAAUUUUGUGUGUUGACCUCAUAUACAUGUACAUGUUUGGCAGCAAUUGAUCAAUUUAUGUCUACAUCUGCUCGUCUUCGAUGGCGUCAAUGGAGUAAUAUCAGAACAGCUCAUUGUUUGACGCUAAUAUUUAUUAUUAUUUGGCUUUUUCAUGGAAUUCUAUAUUUAAUAUAUUUUGAUUUAGUUCAAUGGCCAAUUCCAGGCCGCAUUGCCUGUAAUAGUGAUAAUGUUACCUUUCGACAAUAUCAUAUUUAUGGUUAUAUUACUACUCUUGCAUGUGUUUUACCUCUUAUAAUUACUUGUGUUUUCGGACUUUUAGCUCGUCAUAAUGUUAAAAAUUUAGCACAUCGAACAGUACCACUUGUACAACGUUAUUUAGAGAAACAAUUAACAAAGAUGGUUCUUAAUCAACUUCUUUAUAAUUUUAUUUUUACUUUACCAUAUACUAUUUUGACAAUUCUGACAAUAUUUCUAACUAAUGUAAAGGAUCCAGCUAGUAUUACAAAGUUAGAUUUUGCAAAUGUUACGACCAUUCUUUUAUAUUAUUUGAGCUUUGCAUGUCCCUUCUAUAUUUAUAUUUGUACAUCUGAACGAUUUCGUCAACAAUUAAAAUAUGUGUUAGUGGAUGUACAUCUUAGACGAUGGCGAGGACCAGAAAUAGCUACCAAUCAAAUAGCACCAACUUCACGAGAAAGUCCAUAA